GCUAGUGUUUAAAUUGGAAUUGCAAGAGAAAUCGAAACAAUACCCGCAUGUGCGUUCAAUGACGUCCUCAUUAUGAACGCGUUUCACGUCACAGUGAGUGACAUGACCGAUGAUAUAGAUUCCGGUGUCACCAUAGCAACCACCAGGGGUCAGUAUCAGCGCAAACAAGGAUAAACAUCAAGGGUGCGUUCGUAAAUUCACUUUGACUGGCUAUUUAGGGUGUGGUUGUAAAUUCAAUCUGGAGUGCCAGUGUGCGCUCAGACUGCGUUCUGGGCAUUCAUAAAUUUGUUUCGCUCUCGGAGCGUUCAGAGCGCACACUGGACGCUUUGGCUAGCAGUCAAGCACCCAAGCUAACUGGCUAAAGGUGGCUAGAUUGGGUGCUUGACUACUAACAGGCUGAAAUUGGCUAGAUUGCUAGCUACUUCCAGACACAUGAGCAGAUUAGGCUUUUUAGAUGUUAUCUAGAGCGUUUGUGACGAACUGCUGCUGGCAACAAUUUCAUCAUUUUUUUUGCCAUCGUCUACCAACCAGUAAUAUUCAAUGGGCGUUGCGCGUUCGUAAAUUCAUCGGUUAUUCAGUGCUCUGGCACAAACGAGAGUUCUCUGAAAUUGGAGUAGAUAGCCAGAGUGCAUUUACAAACGCACCCCUACUUAGAUUUCAGUGCACUCUAGUCUGAGUGUAUCAGAGCGCAGAAUAACUAGCUAAUGAAUGUAUGAACGCACAACACCUGUUGAAUACUACACGUAUCAGGAAAUGUCGGCAAAAAACGUUAUUAAAUUGUUGCCAGCAACACAGUUACAGUCCGCCAACUCUAAGAUGACAUGAGCCUAGCCUGCUCUGCUUGGGCAAGUAAAAUGGUCAGAGUGAGGUGUUCUCUCAUUUAUGUCUGGAAGUAGCAAGCAAGCCAACUUUAGCCAGUUAUCUUGGGUCCUCGACUGCCGUUGUGUGGUCAGAACGCUCGGAUCAACCCUGCUCCUCGGCCAGAGCGUCAACUGUGCGCUCUGAAUUUACGAACGGACAAUCUGACAUUUUUCUAAAUUUACGAACGCACAGAGCGCACUCUGGCACUCCAGAGCGAAUUUACGAACACACCCCAAGUUGAUCGCGAGGCAGCGACAGCAGCUCGCGUAUCCAUGACUACCCGGAUGGUGCAACUCGCUCAGCCCAAACCCAACCUGCUCCGAUUCCCUGACCGACGGUCAGUCUACUGGCUAGAUGAACUCCCACCUGAAAGAAAUGGCUCCCCCACCACGUUUGAGUUGACGCCCCACUGGUCCCAGCUGUGUGGCAGGAAGCAGCUUAAUUCUGGGUUCGAACAGAGCAGAUCAUCUCCCCAAUGGGAGGUCAGUGUAGCAGCUCUGAGUGCCUAUCCAUCCAAUAGAGUGUGUUCUCUGGCUUUGCCCCGCCUCCCCACCGCAGGCUGGGUAUCUGACCGCCCCCUACUGGCCUCCCUGAGCAGAGCAGUGCAGACUGCAGUAGCCAGUCCUAGGGUCUGCCAGUUGGCCUGUCCCAAGCGGAGGCAGGGUCUCUAUUCGCCCCAUUCAUCCAAGACCUCACUGGCACCCCCCCACCCAGCUGCAACCUCCUCCCGACUACAGCUCCUCGCCAUCCCUAAGUCUGACCACCCCCAGUAUUCCCAGGACCGUCCAGUCAUCUGGCCAGUGCCGGGGCCAGUGAGGAAGGCAGUAGCCAGUGAGAGGGUGCAGGUCCUUUCACAGCCCAACCAGCGGAAGGCGCUGUUCCAAGGCUACAACCCGUACACGGUUACCCUAGCUGCACGCUCCGCUAGCGCCUCGCCGCGCCUACAGGAGCUUUGUCUGCCCCUGCCGCGGAAAUGCAAGGGCAAAUAGACGAAUGCAUCUCAUCUCACACCUCUACAGUACCUCCAGCCGCCUCUUCUUCAGAUACUCUGUCUCCUGUACAGCAUGUCUAUGUCCCUGAUCACCACGGCUCCAUAAUAAAGACCCUCUAUGAUCUCAUUGAGGCAUGUUGCUGGGUCUUUGUUCUGGUCCAACGGGGCCGCUGGCUUUAGAAGGUGGAUUGUUUAGUGCUGUGACGUUCAACAGCGGGCUGAUCAUUCAACUGAACUGAAGUGACUUUUACUAUCACCAAAGGGGAGUUGUCACGGACCUAGAAUAUUACAACAUACAUUAAACAUAAAGAGAACCACCUGAAUGUAAAAGGGUACCUUAUAUCUUUUACUGUGUAAUUGUAGUAUGUGACAGAUGUAGGAAACCUGAAAAGGGAUGUAAUAUCCUUUACGAAUAUUCCCUCUCCUGUUAACCCUCUACUGCACAUAGUUGCACUAAGGCAACAGAAAAUCAUUUUGACCCUACAACCUCCCAUGUGAAUUGUUUUAAAUUGAACAAUCCAAUGAGGUGCAGAAGUUGGUAUGAUGUAUCAAUUUGGGCAGGGAACUUCUUCCAGGAAACAACAACCCCUUUUCAUGGUUUUAUUUUUAUUUUUUUUUAUUUUUUAUUUCACCUUUAUUUAACCAGGUAGGCUAGUUGAGAACAAGUUCUCAUUUGCAACUGCGACCUGGCC
Oncorhynchus mykiss (rainbow trout) is the source of this 2544-nucleotide messenger RNA. Its product is annotated as sperm microtubule associated protein 2-like. Lineage: Eukaryota; Metazoa; Chordata; Actinopteri; Salmoniformes; Salmonidae. The record is from RefSeq and is a predicted model, not a curated record. Gene Ontology annotation, biological process: spermatogenesis.